AUGUCCAAGCCUACAGCCAAGCGGGGGGAAACAGCGGAGUCCCCGAGUUCGGAACCUCGUCGGAACGAGAACCCGAGUCCUGGAACACCAAAGACUCCCGAGAGACGGCAACAUCUGAAGUCGAAAACGCAGAGAACCGAAGAGACUCCAGCCGCCGCCUUCGAAAUUGCACACGAAUGUCAGCCGUGCAAGGCCAGCUUGAGGAAGAUGCCAGAAUCGAAGCAAGAAAGCGUCACCAUGGUGAGCCGGGAAGUGAAUCAAGAUCAGGAUGAACGGAGUGAAGUCGCCGAAAAACAGCGACUCGCUGAAGCACAGCGUCCUCUAGCUGAAGAGCCGUGGCCUGCUGAAGGACAGCGUCCAGUUGAAGAACAAAGCCCUCUAGUUAAAGGACAACGUCCAGCUGAAGUUAAAGAAGAGAGUUCAGCUGAUGAACAGCGUUCAGCUAAAGAACAGCAGUCAGCUGAUGAAAAGCGUCCUCUAGCUAGAAAACAGUGCCCAGCUGAAGAACAACGUCCAGCUGAUGAACAGUGGCCCGCUGAAGAGCAGCUUCCAGCUGAAGAGAAACGUCCAGAUAAAGACCAACGUCCAGCUGAUGAACAGCGACUCGCUGAAGAACAGCGUCCUCUGGCUGAAGAGCAGUGGCCUGGAGAAGGAAAGCGUCCAGUUAAAGAACAGAGCCCUCUGGUUAAAAGACAACGUCCAGCUAACGUUAAAGAACAGAGUUCAGCUGAUGAACAGCGCUCAGCUGAUGAACAGCGUUCAGCUAAAGAACAGCAGUCAGCUGAUAAAAAGCGUCCUCUAGCUAGAAAACAGUGUCCACCUAAAGACCAGCGUCCAGCUGAUGAACAGUGGCCCGCUGAAGAGCAGCUUCCAGCUGAAGAGAAACGUCCAGAUAAAGAGCAACGUCCAGCUGAUGAACAGCGACUCGCUAAAGAACAGCGUCCUCUAGCUGAAGAGCAGUGGCCUGCUGAAGGACAGCGUCCAGUUAAAGAACAAAGCCUUCCAGUUGAAAGACAACGUCCAGUUAAAGUUAAAGAACAGAAUUCAGCUGAUGAACAGCGCUCAGCUGGUGAACAGCGUUCAGCUAAAGAACAGCAGUCUGCUGUUAAAAAGCGUCCUCUAGCUAGAAAACAGCGUCCAGCUAAAGAACAGCGUCCAGCUGAUGAACAGUGGCCCGCUGAAGAGCAGCUUCCAGCUGAAGAGAAACGUCCAGAUAAAGAGCAACGUCCAGCUGAUGAACAGCGACUCGCUGAAGAACAGCGUCCUCUAGCUGAAGAGCAGUGGCCUACUGAAGGACAGCGUCCACAUCCUCUGGCUAGAAAACAGCGCCCAGCUAAAGAACAACGUCAAGCUGAUGAACAGUGGCCCGCUGAAGAGCAGCUUCCAGCUGAAGAGCAACGUCCAGAUAAAGAGCAACGUCCAGCUGAUGAACAGCGACUCGCUGAAGAACAGCGUUCUCUAGCUGAAGAGCAGUGGCCUGCUGAAGGACAGCGUCCAGUUAAAGAACAGAGCCCUCUAGUUAGAAGACGUCCAGCUAAGCUAGAAAGCAGUGCCCAGCUAAACAACAACGUCCAGCUGGUGAACAGUGGCCCGUUGAAGAGCAGCGUUCAGCUGAAGAGCAACGCCCAGCUGAAGAGCAACGUCCAGCUGAAGAGCAACACCCAGCUGAAGAGCAACGUCCAGCUGAAGAGCAACGUCCAGCUGAUGAACAGUGGCCCGUCGAAGAGCAGCGUCCGGCACAAUCCAAUGUUGUAA
This is a messenger RNA of Ixodes scapularis (black-legged tick), 1755 nucleotides long. Its product is annotated as neurofilament heavy polypeptide-like. Lineage: Eukaryota; Metazoa; Arthropoda; Arachnida; Ixodida; Ixodidae. The record is from RefSeq and is a predicted model, not a curated record. The transcript has 3 exons. The coding region runs from base 1 to 1755 and encodes 584 amino acids.